Messenger RNA from Schistosoma bovis, 5490 nucleotides. The record is from the annotation of a GenBank genome assembly. NCBI's taxonomy places the organism in Eukaryota, Metazoa, Platyhelminthes, Trematoda, Strigeidida, Schistosomatidae.
AUGAAAAGUCAAUCUAGUGAAUUUUCACCAGAUUAUCUGCCAAUCAGUUAUAAUAACAUUCAUAAAAGUAGUGUUUCUGCUAUUAACACUACACAUCAUGGUGACAAUAACAGCAGUAAUAGUAAUAAUAACGUUUUAGCAUUUAAUCAAUGUUCAUCCGAUAUUCCACAACCUUUAAGCAAUCUUGUGAUUCCUUCAGUAUGUAUAGCACGUAAACUUAUUUGGUGCAAUCAAAAGGAAGUUGCUGAGCUUUUGCUAGGAGCAUGUGUACACCCCAACUGGCUUUCAUCAGUUAUUCAAGUUCGUCCUAGAAAUGGUUCUAUUAUUUUUUAUCGACGAGAAUUGGCCACCGUAGCACGUAAACAAGAUGGUUAUUUAUGGAAAAAGAAACCAAAUCGACGUACUACUAAAGAAGUUCACAUGGUCCUUAAAGUUCAAGGGAUCGAGUGUAUUAUCGCCAACUAUGCACAUUCCGCUUUAAUCUCUACGUUUCAUCGACGAACCUAUUCAUUAAGAUUUAAUCCUUCUAUUGUAUUAUUUCAUUAUUUGAAUGUACCCUUAUUAACUCAUGAGAAUAAACUUUGUUUACCAUUACCUAAUCUAAGUGAAAAUGAUCGUAAUGAAUUAACUUAUGCUCAACUUGUUGAACAGUUAGUGAAUAUGUUUAGUAAUUUCCCAAAACAUAUCAUGAAGCCUGGUGUUGACCAAAUUCUAAAUUUCGAUUUAAAUUUCUCUAAUUUAAUUCAGAUUCUGAGUGAUCAUAUUUGGAAUUCAUCAGUGAAUCCGAAUUCCCCUCCAUCAUCGUCAUUAUCAUUUCUGUCUGAUAAUUCAUAUAGAAACAUAACGAGUAGCAGUGUUGUGAAGAGUAUGUCUUCACUACAAUCUGAUAUAAAUCAUCAUCAUCCGCACGCAGCUGUAUUUCUCCUUAUCACGCCCAAAUUAAAUGAUAAUUAUCAGACAAAUUUGGAAUUAGUCUUUUCGAAUAACAAGUCGUUUUGUCGAACAAAUCCUCAUACGCGAAAUAUUCGCGGAUAUCAGUUUUCAGAUAUAAUUAAUAACAAUAAUAAUGAAAAUAAUGAUGAUUACAUUCCAUUCAUAUUCUCUUCUUCAAAACCAAUAAAUAGAUAUUGUCAAAACAAUGAAACUUCUAAUUAUGAUAAUAACAAUAAUAUUAACUCAAAAAAUAAUGAUAAUAAUCCAGACAGGGAAGUAGAGGCAAGUUCUGCUGUGAACCAGUUAUUGUUUCCUGAUGAUGAUAAUAAUAAUAGUGUAGAAUCUAAUAAUUUGCUAUCUGAUGUUGUAAUUAAUUGGGCUAAUGAUUAUCCCUAUUCAUUAUCACUAACAAUGAAUAACUUUGAAAAUUUUAACACAACAAAAAGCAUCGAGUCAAAUGAUAGUCCUGAUCAUCAAAAUAUCAAUGAUGUUGUUAAUCAUAAUCAUCAGUAUGUUAAUACUGAUGGUAGCACACAUUCCAAUGAUAACAUCACCACUACUUCUACUACUACUGCUAAUAAUGGUAAUAAUGAUUAUUUUCAUAUUAAUGAAGAAGAAGUAGUAGUAGUAGAAGAUCCAACUAGAAUAACACCCUUUGAAAUAGGUUAUUCUGAUGAAUUAAUAAAUUUCACUGAUUUAAUCAUCACAUCAACAUCAACACCUUCACCAUUUAUCUCAACUUAUACUGAUGAAGACUUAGGACUUUUAUCAAAUGAAUUAAUUACUGAUAAUAAUCUACUUGGAAAUGAUUUUACAGCGAUAACAACCACAACAACUGCAAUAAGACCCACUAGCAAAAUAAUCAAUAAUGACUGUAAUGAUUGUUGCUGUGUAACAGAACAGCAUCAAUCUAAUCAUAAAUUCUUUUCAAAAGAACAUGUUUCCAGUGAGUUGUCGUCUAGUAAUUUAAAUGUUCAUACAAUAACUAAUAAUGGUAGAUAUGCUGUACAAAUUAAUCAUGUUAAUAUUGAUAAAGAAGUGAUAAAAAACAAUCGGUUCAAUAAUCCUAUCAGUGAAAUUGAUGAUAAUUUGAAUCUUGAAACUUGUAAGAAUAUCUACUCAGCCAAUCAUCGUUUACCUCUGAUAACAAAUGUGUAUGAACCUGAAAAAAACGAAAGUUUUGAAAGCGCACAAUUUAACUGCCAGCAAAAUGAUACUGCUUGUAAUCCAUUCAUAUCUGAUGGAGGAUACUCAGAGUACAGUUUUGGUCGGUGCAAUAAUAUAGAUUUGCUCAAAUUAAAGCUCUCAGAUGAUCUAUUACGUUGGAUAGUGUUUAUUCGCUUUAGUUCAUUAGCACCGGGUAUUCAUUUAUCCAUUGACAUUGAAGAUGAAUUCAUUUUAUUACCAAAUCAUAAAUCAAGAAUAUUUAGCAAGUCAUUUGAUGAAUCUAACUAUAAUAGUACAUCAAUUACGUCGAAACAUAUGGAUGAUAUACAUUCUGACAAUGUUUCGAAUUCAAUGCUUAUAAAUUAUUUAACAAGUAACUUUGAUGAAUAUCCUAAGUUGAAUAUACCACUACGACAUGAUCAAUGUGCAGAUAAAUUGGAAAUGUAUUUAAUUCUACAACUAGUCGAAUGGAUGAAGAAAACAGAUAAUAUUAGUAAUAAUAAUAGUGAUAGAACAAAUCAAAGUUCUGUCAGUUACUUAUUAGAAGCUGAAAAUGAAUUUGAUGAGUUCAAUAUUCAACAAUUACAAGAACAAAUGACUUCAUUGAAGAUAGAUAUUUCUCUUUUAAGUUGUGCAGCUGCUUUGGGUUAUUCUGAACUGAUACUAGGACUGUUGCAAUGGGCUGUACGAAUUUAUUAUAAUCAACCUACAUCAUUCUUUACAGAUCACUGUGGUACAACUUUACAGUCAGAUGUCGAUACAGAUUUAUCUAGGAUCUUAUCUCUUUUACAUGAUUUGACCCCAAAUAAUUCCCCCUCCCUUGCUUAUCCAACACUCACACCAUUGGGUUCAGCUAUUCUGUACGAACAGGUUGUAACAACGAAGCUCUUAGUAGUAUGGGAUCCAGAUGCUCUUCAUAAACCUUGUUUAUAUAAUUCAUUAUCGUCGUGUUCAAAAUUGGGUGAUGAGUUUACGCCAGAAAAAUUAGCAUUGGUUAUCAAAAGUGAAUCUAUGCAAAAGUGUAUUGAACAAUUAGAAGUACAAUAUUUUUCAUCGAAUGCACAAAAUUAUGCAACAGAUACUGUUAGAACUAAAUUAGAAAGACUUGUUAAUUAUACGGAAACAUUUACACUACCAAAUCAUAUUGAUCUAACGGAAAUUGAUGUUAAUACAAAACCAUCGUCAUUUACUCACUCAUUGUUAUAUACACAAUCGAAUAUGAUUAAGUUAGACUAUUCAAAGCAAAAUUAUAGUCUAGACGUAUCUAUUGAUGAUGAUGAUAUUCCAGGAGAAGAAUCACUUUAUCACUCCACAUCGUUACAUAAUAUCUGUAAUACAAGUUAUCAUUCAAAAAUUUUAAAGUCUUUACCAACACCAGCAGCCAAUCAGUUUGUAGAUAAUUCAGAUAAUUUUAAAUAUGCAGUCGAAAAUAACAACAAUUCGUUCGAUACUCAUCAUCAACUUUAUGAGGAUGACAUUACUUUGAAUUCAAAUAUAAAACGUAAAAAUAUAUGUACCUGGCGUAAACAAACAUACAAUCGACGUCAUCAUUGUCAUAAUGGUCGUUUAGAUUCAACUUCUCUUUAUGCUAGUGUAACAAAUUUAAUGAAUGAUGAUCAUUCUCAAAUGUUUUGUUUAGCUGACAGGAUAAUUGAAGCUAUGCCUAGGCGUAUUGUUAAUCUUCAUAAUCAAAAUUGUGAUGAUCUGCUAUCAACCCAUGUAGAUUAUGAUAAUAGUUAUAAUUGUGAAGAGUCCCAGUCUUCUUCUAUCCAGUUUUCUGAUUCAGCUUUAGGUGAAAGUAUUGCUUUGAGUCGAGCACCAGUUGACCAACUCAAAUCACAUUCUUCAUUGUUGCAUUAUGAACCAUUCACUUUAGCCACUAAUACUAAUUCUAUUACUAAUCCUAUUCAGUUAACAAAUAAUGAUGAUACAAACAAAUAUUCAGUUAAAAUAUUUCCAAAUAUAACAAACAAAUCAUUUAGUAAUAAUCAUAAAAAUAAUAAAUCAAUUGGUUCAUUUAAUUCACUUCCAUCGAAACGACCUUAUCGUGAUAAAUAUUUGACAUUAUAUAACAGUUUUAGAUAUCGUGGUGUUGGCAUCGAUGAUUAUCCAGAGAAUAAAGUGAAUCAUCAGUUAAAAAGUGCUUUACUUAGUUUUCAUGAACCUUUGAGAAGAAGAUCAUAUUUUACUCCUCCUAUUCAAAAAAAUAGAAGUAAAUUGAAAACUUCCAAUGAUGAUGAUGAAAUCAGUGUUGAAUUGAAUUCUCAUGAAACUGGAGUUAUCACGUCAAAUUCAAUGUUCGAUACACCUUUUAGUUCUACUAGUUUUAUGAGUUCAGAUUUAAAUAAUGAAAAUGAUUUUGAUGUACUUCGAUAUGAUCGUCAAGGGAAAUCAUUAAGCGCUUUCAGUUUAAAUAGUCCACCACCGUCUACAGCACAAAUUGCUGAACAUUUUAAUGCAGUACCAGGAAAAUUUAUGGAAACUGACUUAAGUAGAUUAACUCUAUCGGAUAUGGAACAGAAACGUUUAUACGAAGCAGCCAAAAUUAUACAGAAAUAUUAUCGAGCUUAUAAAAAACACAAUCAGUCGGCGAUUAUUCAAAAUAAUAAUAAGAAAUUGUCCAAUACAUUUAUACCUAAUCAUGUUUUAUGCUCUUCAUCAAACCAUGAUUAUACUACUGAAACAGAUUUAAGUACUUUUGAUAAAUCCUUAUCCAAUAAUAAUGCUUAUUCAAAAAGUGUGUGUGAUGUUAACAACACGCAUCAGAUUGUACACCAACUUCAGCAAAAUAGCAAUACUGUCAUCUCUCUAACUGAUAAACAAGAAUGGAAUAAUGAUGUUUUACUGGGUUUCGAAAAUGAUACAUCUGUAGGCCUUGAAGUGGAAAUAGAAACAUCAUACGAUAAUACAAUAACCAAUGAUAAUGAUAAUUCAUAUCAAGUUCAGUCUAUUCAGUCUGGUCAAUUGUCUUUACCUGGAGAAACAAAUUCCAAUUGUUGUUUGAAAACAACAACUAACUUUUCCAAUUGUAUCUCAACUUCAAUACAAUCAUUGAAUUCACCACAACCAUCAAUGAAUUCAUCAUCCAAUGGGCCAUGUAAUAAAGAAAUUGAGGCUGCAAUUAUUAUUCAAAGUUAUUAUAGACGUUAUAAACAGUAUGCAUAUUAUAAACGAUUAUGUCAAGCUGCACUUUUAAUUCAAAAUCGAUAUCGUUGGUAUGUAAAUCGAAAGAAGAAUGGUAAUAGCGCGGGAGUUUCAGCUGGUCCUAAACUUAGAAAACCUAGAUCAAGUCAAUGUAAUAAUCCACGAUACAGGUCAGUAUGUACACGAAAACCAAAGGCGAAUAAUAACACAGGUGGUGAAGUAAAUAUCGGAUUUCCGGAUGCAUAA